Aphanomyces astaci is the source of this 775-nucleotide messenger RNA. RefSeq lists its product as hypothetical. The transcript has 2 exons. Lineage: Eukaryota; Oomycota; Saprolegniomycetes; Saprolegniales; Verrucalvaceae. The record is from RefSeq and is a predicted model, not a curated record. Bases 108 to 734 code for a protein of 208 amino acids.
CUUUGAGUAGGCAGACCAGUUCAACGCGAUCUGAUGGAUAUGUGCUGGAGUCUUCAGUGAAUUCGUCCAACACAAUUUGAAAUCCUUUUGUCCAUUCAACAUUCGUCAUGCUGCGCGUGACUUGUUUACUUGGCGAUGCGUGGCGCCUCGUUACUGUUGACGUCCCCGGUACUGACACUGUUUUGGAAUUAACGAAGCGCGUCCACACUGACCUGGGAUGUGCGUGCCCUGUCGACUACCUGAAGCUGUGCGUAGCGAAACAACCUGAACAAGUCGGCUGGUUGACGAGGAAAGAGCUGAAAAAGCUCAGCUCGAAAGAGAUCAACAGCAUGAUGAGUGUUGUCAUGGCACCUUCCGACCUCAUCAAUGCCGCGACGUUUGCCUUUCCUGUGGCACCAGAAGAGGGUCGAGUGCAUGUGAUUGUGAUCAUUCCGCGCCACAUUAUGGACUCUUUGAAAUAUGAGCGAUGGGCGAGAAACUGCGGUUGCGUGAACAUUUGCGUCCUUGUUGCCUCAUUUUUAUUGGUGCUUGGGGUCGCCUGCAUUCACAAGCGACUGUCUUGCGAAGGCGACUGUCUGUGCCCCACAUCGAACGACAUGGGCAUUUGCGUGUUGGUUGGGUUCGCGUCCGUCUUUCCUUUUGUUGCGGCAUUGGGACAAGCGUUCAAGUGCUUUUGUGAAUCCAAGGUGAAGGAGCACCAAAAUCGCUUCCAAUACAGCGUGUUUGCGGAGUAGAUUCGUCGUAUCAACUAAUCCUAGCCUUUGUGUUAUACCGU